Molecule: messenger RNA, 909 nt
Organism: Macroventuria anomochaeta
Lineage: Eukaryota; Fungi; Ascomycota; Dothideomycetes; Pleosporales; Didymellaceae
Product: aldo-keto reductase-like protein
Exons: 1
Coding region: 1-909 (302 amino acids)
Cellular component (GO): cytosol
Molecular function (GO): aldose reductase (NADPH) activity
Source: RefSeq, a predicted model, not a curated record
AUGGCAUCUGCAUCACCAUUCAAUUCUCAUUCACGCUUGGCCGAUGACAAGCCGGCGUUUACCUAUGGCACAGCUUGGAAGAAGGAUCAAACGAAGGUUUUAGUCAAAGAUGCGAUCAAGCAAGGCUUUCGACGUGUCGACACAGCUGCACAGCCCAAGCACUACCAGGAACACCUAGUGGGCGAGGCGCUGCGGGAGGCGUACAGCGAAGGAACGGUGUCACGAGAAGGUGUCUAUGUGCAGACGAAAUACACCACGCCAGCCGGACAGGAUCUGAACAAAAUGCCAUACGAUCCAAAUGCGCCGCUGGGGACUCAAAUACACACCUCAGUCGCUUCAUCACUCAAGAACUUGCGGCCAACGCAGGCAGAGGAAGGAUCGUACCUCGACUGUCUGCUUCUGCAUUCACCAUUACCAACGCUGGAGCAGACACUCCAAGCCUGGAGGUUGCUGGAGACCUACGUACCGCACCAAAUCAAAGCACUCGGCAUCUCGAACGUCACACUUCCCGUCCUGCGGGAGAUCUACAACACAUCAACAGUCAAGCCUUCAGUCGUUCAAAACCGUUUCUAUGCACAGACUCAAUAUGAUAGUCCACUACGAGCGUUCUGCAGAGAGCAUGGCAUUAUGUAUCAGUCGUUCUGGACGUUGACAGGCAAUCCCAAGCUGCUCAAGUCAAAGCCUGUCGUUGAGCUGGCACAGGCUGCACAGGUUUCGGUACCGACCGCAUUGUAUGCGCUUGUAAUGGACCUUGGUGUUGAAGUGCUCAACGGGACUACGUCUGCGGUGCAUAUGCAAGAGGAUCUUGAAGGUAUUCAGAAAGUGCGCGACUGGGCGACUUCGAACCCGCGGCAAUGGAUCCAGGCUCGCGAGGGAAUGUGUGCUCUGGUAGAGCCUGGCCACUUCUAG